This is a messenger RNA of Silurus meridionalis, 758 nucleotides long. Its product is annotated as ubiquitin-fold modifier 1-like. The record is from RefSeq and is a predicted model, not a curated record. Lineage: Eukaryota; Metazoa; Chordata; Actinopteri; Siluriformes; Siluridae. Gene Ontology annotation, cellular component: nucleus; cytoplasm. The transcript has a single exon. The coding region runs from base 58 to 333 and encodes 91 amino acids. Gene Ontology annotation, biological process: protein K69-linked ufmylation.
ACUGGGUCUCAGAUUUAAGUGCGUUUCAUAAGUUUUCAGACCGUGCAGACGGAAAACAUGUCUAAAGUCACUUUUAAAAUUACCCUGACGUCGGAUCCUCGGUUACCCUACAAAGUAUUAAGUGUACCUGACAGUACACCAUUCACCGCUGUGCUGAAGUUUGCAGCAGAAGAGUUUAAAGUGCCAGCCGCAACCAGUGCCAUUAUUACAAAUGUUGGCAUCGGAAUCAAUCCAGCACAAACAGCAGGAAACGUCUUCCUAAAACAUGGAUCGGAGCUUCGAUUCAUUCCCCGAGAUCGAGUUGGAGCAGGUCAAUGUCCGACGAGUGUCUGAACAAUCAGGGAUUUUUCAACAUCGUGGAAAAGACAAAGAUGCUUGUUUAUUUAUUUUCCAGUCCUGAGCUGUUAGUUUGCUUUUUUUUAAACAGAAGCAGCAAAAUCCCACCCCAGUCAUCCAUUCAUGUGGACUUUCUCCCCCUCAGUGAUUCAUGUUUACUGGACAAAAGACUUCCAAAAAUGUUUUUAGUUUGUUUAUUAAUAAUUCAAAUAAACACGUUUUUGGCACAUUAUUCGCUUAAUUUGAUACAUGCUGUAUGUGACGUUUGGACGUUUGUUUUGUGAUUUUUCUGUCUGCUUCCUUUCUCUUCUGCCCUGCCCCUGGUUUGUUUUGUAUUUGGGGCUCCGAUUUAAGUGCGGUUCAUAAGUUUUGAACUAUUACUUUGUUUUUCUAAUUAAAAGACUGCCUUUUGAAAUUCAUCC